AUGGCCUCAUCAUUCUUUUCUGAGUUUGGCCUCAUGUGGUACCUGGGGGAGCUCAGAAAGGACGAGUUCAGGAAAUUUAAGGAGCUCCUCAAGGAAACGCCCUUGCAACUUGGACUCCAGCAAAUGCCCUGGGCCGACGUGAAGAAAGGGACUCGAGAAGACCUGGCAAACCUACUGGCCAAACAUUAUGGGGAAGAACAAGCCUGGGACGUGACCUUCUUCAUCUUUCAGAAGAUCAAUAGAAUGGAUCUCUGCCAAAAGGCCAAGAAGGAGAUUACUGGAUACACAAAGAUAUAUCGCGCUCACAUCAAGGAGAAAUUCACCAAAAUGUGGUUCAGAGACUCUGUCACCAGGAUUUAUGAUCACUUUGACAAGAAACUCACCCUAAAAGAAUACGAAUAUAUGGAGCGUCUUUUUGCCCCCAAGGAAACUGGGAGACGGACGGUGGUCCUUAGAGGACUCCAGGGGGUCGGGAAGACAACGGUCCUGACGAAGCUGAUGUUGUCCUGGGCAGAGGGCACUGUCUACCAGAAGUUCUCCUACAUCUUCUACUUCAGCUGUCGGGAAGUGAAGCAGAUGACGGAGACCAGCUUGGCUGCACUGAUUUGUAGAGACUGGUCCAACUCCCUCUCCCCAGUAGCAGAGAUCACGUCUGACCCAGAGAGACUCUUGUUCAUCAUCGAUGGCUUCGAAGAACUGAGAUACGACCUGAACGAACCCGACACAGAUCUGUGCAGCGACUGUAUGGAGCAGCGGCCCAUCCGCGUGGUCCUGAGCAGCUUGCUGAGAAAGAAAAUGCUCCCCGAGUCCUCACUGCUCAUUGCUGCUGUACCCAAGUACCCACAGAGCAUUGAGGACAGGUUGGAGUGCCCUGAGAUCAAAAUAUUCACGGGGUUAGGUGAGACGGAGAAAAGGCUGUAUUUCUGUUGCUUAUUCCAAGACAGGACUAGAGGCAUCAAAGCCUUCAGCCUCUUAAGAGAGAACGAACACCUCUUUUCCAUGUGUGAAAUCCCCACUCUUUGCUGGGCCGUGGGCACUUGUAUGAAGCGGGAGAUGGAAAAAGGGCAAGAUUUGGCUGUGGCGUUCCGACGGACCACCUCCCUUUAUUCUUCUUUUGUCUUAAACCUGUUCACACCCAAGGGGGCUAGUCGUCUAGACAGGCAAAGCCAAGGCCGCCUGAUGGGCUUAUGCUCCCUGGCUGCCGAGGGCAUGUGGACCGACACGUUUGUAUUCAGCAGAGAGGAUCUCAGGAGAAAUGGGCUAAUUGAUUCUGACAUCCCUGCACUGCUGGACGCCAAGGCUCUUCACAGGCACUGGGACACUGAGGACUCAUACUCUUUCAUCCAUCUGUGCAUCCAGGAGUUCUGUGCCGCCCUGUUCUACUUCGUGAAGAGUCACACCGACCAUCCAAACCCAGCUGUGGAAAGUAUGGAGACACUGGUAUCUACCUUUUUAAGUAAAACCAAGAUCCAUUGGGUUUUUCUGGGGUGUUUCUUGUUUGGCCUUUUAAGUGAAAAAGAACAACAGAAGCUGGAGGCAUUUUUCGGCUCCCACCUGCGCCGGCAGGAGGUCCAGCAGACGCUUCUGCAGCACUUACAGAGCAUAAGUGAGAGUGAACACCUCCGGAGACAGGUAGAUUUCGUGGCGUUCUGUUACUGCCUGUAUGAGAUGGAGAAUGAAACGUUUGCAGGGUGGGCAGUGAACCUCUCCCAAAACAUGCAUCUUUGUAUUCAUGACAAGUUGGACUUGGCGCCUGUUGCCUACUGCUUAAAACACUGUUCUGCCUUGAAGAAACUUAGUGUUUCCACCCAAAAUGUCUUGGUACAAGAGGGCGCAGACCCUUCCAUGUCAACUAACCACUUAACCUCUUGGUCUCACAUCUGCUCCGUGCUCACUACAAACGAGAACCUCAGGGAGCUUCAAGUAAUUCACAGUAACUUCCAGGAGUCAACCUUUAUAACUCUGAGCAGUCAGCUGAGGCAUCCCUGGUGUCACCUUCAAAAACUUUCGAUAAAUGGUGUUUCCUUCCCUGGUGACGGCUGGCUUUUCUUCGAGGUGCUCACUCACAGCCCAGAUUUAAAAUACCUGAACCUCAGUGGCACAAGUCUCUCCCGUGAUGACGUGAUGCUGCUCUGUCAAGCUUUGAACAACCCAGCGUGCAACCUAGAGGAUUUACUGCUGACCAACUGUGGCCUCUUACCUGAUGACUGUGAAGGUUUCAGAGACGUCCUGCAGGAGAACACGAAGCUGAAGGUCCUUAACCUAUCCUGCAACUACCUGGACACAGGGAUGUCCCUGUUGUGUGAAGCCCUGCGCCACCCGACCUGUUACCUUUAUGCCUUGGUGUUAACUUGCUGCUACAUCAAUGAACAUUGCUGGGGGUGCCUGCCUGAGGUUCUUCUGCUUAACAAGACCCUGCUCCAUCUAGAUAUCAGCACAAACAUCCUGACAUACGAAAAUUUGAACCUCUUGUGUGAGGCCUUGACAGAUCCUGGCUGCUCCCUGAAGUCACUAUGUUUGGUAAACUGUUUCAUAACCCCCGAGGGCUGUCGGGACCUUGCUUUCGUCCUCGUCAGAAACCCAAACCUGAGAAACCUGCAAAUCAGUCACAACGAUAUAGGAGACGAUGGUGUAAGGCUGCUGUCCAAAGGUCUGGUUCAUUCCACCUGUCACUUACAGAUGCUUGGGCUGGGAACAUGCAACCUGACCAGCGCCUGCUGCAAGGACCUUGCCUCUGUGCUCAUCAACUGCAGCACUCUGAGAAAACUCACCCUGUCCGGAAAUGCCUUGGGCCACGAAGGGGUGCUAGUGCUGUGUCAGGCCCUGAGACAUCCCUGGUGCGGGCUGCAGUGGCUGGGGCUGAGGAAAGCUGAAUUUGAUGAGGAAACUCAGAAACUUCUGAUAGAGGAGGAACAGAGAAAUUUCUCCUUGGAAAUCAUAGAUGAGUGA
Messenger RNA from Phyllostomus hastatus (greater spear-nosed bat), 2949 nucleotides. RefSeq names its product NLR family pyrin domain containing 4 (gene NLRP4). The record is from RefSeq and is a predicted model, not a curated record. Gene Ontology annotation, biological process: regulation of inflammatory response. Gene Ontology annotation, molecular function: protein binding. The transcript is spliced from 9 exons. Gene Ontology annotation, cellular component: cytoplasm. Bases 1 to 2949 code for a protein of 982 amino acids. Lineage: Eukaryota; Metazoa; Chordata; Mammalia; Chiroptera; Phyllostomidae.